Messenger RNA from Parascedosporium putredinis, 414 nucleotides. The record is from the annotation of a GenBank genome assembly. NCBI's taxonomy places the organism in Eukaryota, Fungi, Ascomycota, Sordariomycetes, Microascales, Microascaceae.
AUGGCUCUCCCGCCUACCUUGUCUCCCGAUUCCCUGGAUGCUCUGACUGAGCUAACAACCCUCCUCAGCCGCCUUCGAGCCACGAUCCAGACCUCGAGCGGCCCAAGUGGCAUUCCUGGGAGCACGCCCGUCGCCGGCGCAACUCCCAACAUCUCCGCUGCGAGCCCUACCGGGGGCAGUCUCUCGCUAAAAGACGUGCCGACGGCGACAGAUCAUCUCAAGCAUAAAUUGCAAAAAUCACGAGUGCAGGUCCGGGGUCUCCCCGACAUGGAUCGCACGAUACCAGAGCUUGAAGAGGAGAUUGCGGAAUUGGAAAACAAGAUACAAAUGCAGCGCGAAGUGCUCCAAAGACUCAAACAAAGAGGGGCGCAAUUCACGACGGAAGAGUCCUCAACAACGGAGAUGAAGAGUUGA